Nicotiana tabacum (common tobacco) is the source of this 687-nucleotide messenger RNA. The record is from RefSeq and is a predicted model, not a curated record. Lineage: Eukaryota; Viridiplantae; Streptophyta; Magnoliopsida; Solanales; Solanaceae.
AUGACUGCUUACACUACACCAGUCUCCUCUCCUCUUGAUCCCUCAAUUAAACUAAAAGCUAAGGAAGGAGCACCUUUGUCUGAUCCCACUUUUUACAGACUGUUGGUUGGGGAGUUGAACUUCCUCACCAAUACUAGACUAAAUAUAGCUUAUGGAGUGCAACACUUGAGCCAAUAUAUGGAAGAUCCUAGAGAGCCUCAUCUUCAGGCUGCUUAUCACAUGCUUAGGUACUUGCUCAAGGAUCCUACUUUGGGAAUCUUCAUGUCAAGUGAUGCUAACUUCUCAGUUCAGGCCUAUUGUGAUUCUGAUUGGGCUGCCUGCGCUGAUUCUAGGAAGUCAGUGUCAGGUUAUAUUAUUUUAUUGGGUGACAACCUCAUUAGCUGGAAGUCUAAGAAGCAAGAGACCAUUUCACUUUCUUUAGCAGAAGUAGAAUACAUAUCUAUCAGGAAGUCUACCCUCCAUAUUGCCAGAAAUCCUGUGUUCCAUGAGUGGACUAAACACAUUGAAGUCGAUUGUCACUUUGUGAGAUCCAAGCUCCAAGAAGGUCUCAUUUCGCUUCAUCACAUAAGGACCGGUGAUCAGCUAGCUGACAUCCUCACAAAAUCUCUCACUGGGAUCAAACAUGCUACUAUUCUGGGCAAGUUGGCUGUGCUUCCCUCACAUCCUACUGUAGCAGUUAGUUAUUAG